This is a messenger RNA of Aedes aegypti (yellow fever mosquito), 1462 nucleotides long. RefSeq names its product limulus clotting factor C-like. The transcript is spliced from 2 exons. The record is from RefSeq and is a predicted model, not a curated record. The annotation marks the transcript as partial. Gene Ontology annotation, biological process: proteolysis. Gene Ontology annotation, molecular function: serine-type endopeptidase activity. Lineage: Eukaryota; Metazoa; Arthropoda; Insecta; Diptera; Culicidae.
CUAUGUAUCAGGCUUAAGGAAAGGCAUGCGAGUGGAAGAAUGGAAGCGUUAGGGAAACGGUUUCUUGUCCGUCUCGGGUUCUAGCGUUUGCUAUGAACGAAGCGGGUGCUAGCGUUUGCUAGAAGCAAAUGAGAGAUAUACAACUACAAAGUACGAGGAGAGGGACGAGCCUGGGAUUGAACCCAUGACCUUCUGCUUAUGAAGCAGAAGCGGUAGCAUUCAGACCACCAACCCCGUCACACUCAGUGUAUUCAGAUAAUUUGUCAGAUUCUCGGUAUAAAUUGCGUAUACGGGGUUCUGUCAUUUCAGGUUUGACUUUCAUUGAUCUUAAUUCUUCUCACUGUGCUUGGCAAGACACAGAACGAAUGUCGUUCUUCCUUGUUUUUGUUUGAAGUCAGACAUAAUUCAUCAACGAUACUGAACUAAUGUUGACGAACAAAAACGUUGCGUUGGUAAACAUCUACACAAUCAAAUAAACAUCGACAUGGGAUUUUUCAACGCUAUCAGCAUCAAUCCUUGAAGAAAUUCCCGCUUCAAUUUGUUUUUGCAAACGUGCCCGACUAUCGAAGGCAGGAUUGCAACCACAGUUGCAUUCCUCAUUUCGUCGCGAUAGGCUUACUUCAGCAGCAGAAUGAAUUUUCUAACCGGACUGAUCAUUUCUACCGGUUUGGUAAUACUCCGGUUGAACGUCCUCUCCGCCUCCUACCAAUGCGGCACCAGGAAGCACGGCUUCUUACCACUGCUGUACCGCGGCUGGAAGGUGGAAGAAGGUCAGUGGCCUUGGCACGUAGCUAUUUUCUUCAAACAGCCCCUUGAAACCCUCAAGUACCAAUGCGGAGGGAGUCUUCUAAGCGAGAAGCAUAUCCUGACGGCUGGACACUGCGUUGUUAACCGGAAAACGAGUGCCCCGCGACCGAAGGAGAUUUUCGAGCUGCACCUUGGACAGCACAAUCUCUCGGAGGUCACCGAUCUUGUGCAGAUUCGGGACGUCAGCAAGGUGCACGUCCAUCCGGAGUAUUCUACCUUGAGGAACGACAUAGCGAUGCUGGUGAUGCGGCUGGCCGUAGCUUACACGGAUUACGUCAUACCGAUCUGUAUCGAUCAGAAAGUCGACCGCGACUUGAGGAACCUUGAAGGUGAUCGCGGAUGGAUUACGGGAUGGGGUGUGACAGAGUCAGGCAACGUUUCGGAUGUUCUUUGGACUGCGUCGCUGUCGGUGGUGAGUUAUCUGAGCUGCACCAAGAACGAUCCGGUUUUGUUUGGGAACCUGCUGAAUGAGACUGUGUUCUGCGCUGGCGAUUUGAAUGGAACGAGUCCAGGGCCGGGUGAUAGUGGCGGUGGAAUGUACUUCUACGAUGGCGAUCGUUGGGUUCUCAGGGGCGUGGUCUCUUUUGCGAAGGUAGACCCCGUAACCAAGCAGGUUGACACCUCCAAAUAUGCAGUAUUUGCCAAUGUGCAGCGG